GAUCUCAAGAGGCGACUUGAAGAAAGCUACAAGGUUGCAAUGGGAAAUGCUUCAAAGGUAGCAGAACGAAACAAGAAGAGGUAUGACAAACAUGUUGUUGCCUCCACCCUUGAAGUUGGUGAUCGUGUAUUGGUGAAAAACGUCCGCCUGAGAGGAAAACACAAGUUAGCAGAUAAGUGGGAGCCCGACGUUUACAUUGUAAUCAAGAAGGCAGGAGAUUUACCUGUUUACACGGUAAAACCAGAAAAAAAGAAUGGACCUCUGAGAACUCUACAUAGGGAUCUGCUGCUUCCCUGUGGAUUCCUGUGGAUACCUGAUGAGCUUGUUGAAAGAAAAGUGAUUCGUAAAACCAGAGCCAGAUGUGCUGAGGAACCUGAGGAGUUUGAGAGUGUGAGCGAGUGUUCAGAGUCAGACUAUGAUCCAGUUGACCAUUAUGCUCCUGAAAGAUCCUUCGAGAUUGAAACCAGAAUUCUGUCAAACCCGAAACCUGUUUCUUCCACUGGAAGUAGGAGGACAGUCCACUUAUCUGGUGCUGAACCUGUGAUGGAAAAGGAUAAAGGAUGUCCUAGCCCGAAAGAACCCGCUGAAAAUGGAAACUUACCUGAUAUGGAAUUCUCCAACGUGCAGAAGGCUGAUCAUCCUACUUCAGAGGAAUCGGUAGAAGGGAACCCAUCAGAUCUGCCUGAAUUUAAAAUUCUUGAUGAAAGUUUGGUUGAUAGAUCUGGAAAUGAAAAUGAACCGAUGAGGAAUUGUGAGAAAUUGGAUGCUGAGAGUGAACAAUCAUCUGGAAAUGCGCACAGAGAAGGAAGUAUCCUUUCCCCGCAAACAGAAGGUGCCACUCCUUGUGACUCUCAACAUAACCAGAGUGAAUUAACUGAAACUGGAGGAGGUCUUAGACGUUCGAGGAGACAAUGUGACCCCCCCAAAAGACUUCAGUACCCGCAACUGGGUAACCCUCUUAGUUUAGUUAUCCAAUCCCUGCUGUCAAGUCGGAGUACUGCGAUUACUACCAAUUUGGAAGGCCCUUAGAAAUGACUCCCCUAUUGAAACCCUUUAACCUUGAGCAUGCAGAGGGACCUGCAUACAUUCAGGAGGGGAGAGUGUAACCCAGGUCAUUAACUCGGGUCACUAAUAUUUAUAAUUAUUAUUCUUUUAUUUAUAUCACUAUAAAAUUAAUAGUAAGAAAAGAAGGACAUGAAGUAAAAUUUAUUUAUUUCAUUACAAAUAAUCCCAAAACAUAGAAGUUGAACUAAAUCCUUAUUGGUGAGGUGAAAGGUUAGCCCCGCCCUUGUUGGAAAGUUUCCAAAAAAAGAUCGUGUCAAGCAGAGAUGAGAGCGAGUGAGAGAGAUUGCGAACGACACGAGACACGACAGUGAUAGUAGAUUAAAUGAUUUGAGAAUUGCUGUUUAAUAAUCCAGCUAUAGAUCAUUCAAAAGUGAGAAGUAGAUUUAUGUUCAAGCUUUGAGAAGUUCAUUGUGAACUUGAUGCGAUGAGAAGUUAACACUAACGUGAUAGGAUCAAUCUUGCGAUCUUUUUCUUUGAAACUAUUUUUUUUUUCUUUUGUUCUCUGAUUUAUUUCUUCUUGGCCGGGUUUUUUUUGUGGUUCUUGUUUUAUUUCUCUCUUUUGUGAGCUUCUGAAUUGCUGCUGUGAUCUUGAAUUCUGUCCUGGCUGUGGAUCCUUAUCCCUGGUUUGGACUGGCGAGCCAUCCCAUAUUCUUAUACCUGGAAACAGAGCAAAAGAGUUGUGAGAGCUGCAAGAAAGAGUUUUCUGAUUGGUAGGACAGACUGCACACAUUACGGGUUUUCUUUAUUUUUCCAAGUUUUUCCUGGAUUUCCCUGAGGACUAAGUUUUUUUUUCUUCAUGGACUGUACUCAUUAAUUCAUUUUUGAUGAACAUUCCUAUUUCUGGAAUUUGAAAUUGAGAUAUUGAACUUGAAAUUGAGACACUGAGGUCAAAUUUCAGAAACUGACGUUUGGAAUUGUUGACUGUUUCUGUGGUUUUUUUCCAUUUAUUUCAAAUACUGUGUGUUACUGUUAUCCAUUUGUUUUAUUUUUUAUUUUUUGUUUUAUUUCAUUCUGCCAAUUUCGAAAAAUACAACAUAUGCAAGACAACAAACAAAGAGAAAACAAAUACACUUACCUUUUAAUUAGCUACAUUCAAGUAUUCCGA
Carassius gibelio (silver crucian carp) is the source of this 2170-nucleotide messenger RNA. RefSeq lists its product as uncharacterized. The record is from RefSeq and is a predicted model, not a curated record. The transcript has 2 exons. NCBI's taxonomy places the organism in Eukaryota, Metazoa, Chordata, Actinopteri, Cypriniformes, Cyprinidae. The coding region runs from base 40 to 1029 and encodes 329 amino acids.